This is a messenger RNA of Trichoderma reesei QM6a, 2310 nucleotides long. RefSeq lists its product as uncharacterized. The transcript is spliced from 4 exons. Lineage: Eukaryota; Fungi; Ascomycota; Sordariomycetes; Hypocreales; Hypocreaceae. Gene Ontology annotation, molecular function: zinc ion binding; DNA-binding transcription factor activity, RNA polymerase II-specific. The coding region runs from base 1 to 2310 and encodes 769 amino acids. The record is from RefSeq and is a predicted model, not a curated record. Gene Ontology annotation, biological process: regulation of DNA-templated transcription.
AUGGCCUCUGUCAGCUCACAAACCGCCUCUCCGCACUCCUCCUCGCCAUACGACUUCGACUCGACCGGUGACACGGACGAAUCAUGGCAAUACAUUGACUACUCUAGCGGCGCAUCCGUCACCGGAUCAAUAGGCUUCCUGCCCAGCCCUGCGAGCGGCAGCUUGAACGGCUUCACAAUCGUCGGCCAUGUUUCCACGCCGUCGCAGGGAGGGCUUUCGCCGGGAUCCUUGGUGGACAUGGAUCCCGGCGUCUUUCUCCCUGCCAGCACCACCACCACCACCACGACGUAUCAACCAGAAACCGAGUUUGUAACGGCAGACUUGUUCUCAAGCGGCGUUGGGACAUUGUCAGGCGGCAGCGCGGAGGCAAGCUUCACGCAGGGCGAUGCGUUCAUGACGCCGCAGCAGUAUCUAUUUAUGCCGUCUGGUGCAACGGCAGAUCUCCAGACGCAACAGCUCAAUGGUGGGUUGAAUCUUGGCCCCUUUAUGAGCGACUUCCAAGUCGACGACUCCUUUUCGAUGAUGAACCAGACGAGUCGUCCGGUGCCACAGCAGAAUGCCCUCCAAUCGCUGCCGUCGGAUCCAAGCAUGUCGCCGUGGAAUCAAACAAGCCCCGGCCUCUCUGGUCACGAAAGCAAGUUUGUGUUUGAGGAAGUCAUCUCCUCACCGAGCCAGCUGAGCACCACGUCCUCGAGCCCAAAGUCGCCCGCCGUCAAGUCCGAGGGGAGCAGCAGCAGCAGCAGCAGCAGCAGUAGCAGCAGUAGCAGGCCCGGAAAGUCGAUACGCAAAGUCAUUGGCGGCAAAGUCGAAAAGACCAAGAGCGCAGAGCCGUCCAGCAGCAAGUUUGUCAUUGUCACGCCGACGACCAUCAGCGCCCGCGCCGGCAAGCCGAAUCCGUAUGAGUGCUUCGAGGCGAUGAGGACGACGCAAAAGGGGCGCAAGGGGCCCCUGGCGAACGAGACCAAGGAGAGCGCGCUGCAGGUCCGGAGGGUGGGCGCGUGCUUCUGCUGCCAUAGCCGCAAGGUCAAGUGCGACAAGGAGAGGCCGUGCAAGCACUGCAAGAAGCUGAUGCUUCAGGUGCCGCAGGUGGUGUGCUGGCAGUUUCAAGAUUUCCUGCCGGUUCUAUUUCCAAAUUUCAUCCGCGGGCACUUUAAGAAGGAUGCCAUGGCUGGAUUCAUACGCGACAACGUUGAAGGUUUCACGGUCAAUGGGGUCGAGCAGUUGUGUAAUGUCGAGCUGUCUUCGGGUCCACGGUUUGCGACCACGUUGACGCUGCAAGCCAAGUUCUUCACGGCCAAGACGUGCGACGUUCUGCAGCACUGGCACUUGAGCACUGGCGAGGAUCGCGUCAAUCUCCAGUCUCGGGGGUCGGCGCCGAUUGGCAUCGAAAUCAACAAGGGCCCUCUGAGGGACGAGAUGAAGAAGCUGACCAAGGGAUAUGUGCAAGCCCUUGUGAACGAGCCGCUUCUUGCGGACCAGUUGACGGACUCGUUCAAGUCUACCAGGUUGCCCGCCAAGAUUCUUUCCAUCGUCCAGAUCUUUGCUCAGAAAUCCGAUUCAACGAUGGUGAAACGGGCUCUUUCAAUAUACACCAUGCACUACGUGAUGACUCGCCAUCUCUGCUUAACCCGUCAAUCGAUCCUCGCCCUCCAGCACACCGGGCUCGUCCCUCAAAACACACCCUGGGUCACUCCCCGAGUCCUCGCGCGGCAGAUCAAGUCCCUCAUCGACGAGCUCAUCCUGCGCGACAUGCAGCAACUCUUCGAGCUCUUCUCCAAGUCACUCAAGCCAAAGCUUCGGCGAGAAUGGGCGCCCUGUCUCGCCUCGUUCCUGGUCCUCUGUCUGUUCAUGGAGGCCGUCGAGACGGCUGCGGACAACUUUGUCGUGUCACAGAACGAGGUCGACCUCAGGAACACAUGUGACCCCAAGUACAAGAGAUCGCUUGCUCUGGAUACCUGCAAGGAGCUGGAGAACAUGCCCUUUAAGCAGUUUGCGUAUCAGUUCCAUCAUCUCUAUCAGACGCAUACAAAAGAUGCGAACACGAGGAGUUUCAAUCCUUUGUUUGACGAUAGCUUUGUCGAGCAGGGAGAGCUUGAUUCCGCGGCGGUGGAGAUGGUGCAGAGCUUGAGAGAGCUCUUCCAUGGAGAAGAUUGGCAAGACAUGCAAUUCCUUGCUGACGAUGAGCUCUUGCUGCAUAGAGAGGAGCAUCCGUAUCCUGUGGAUACGUCGUUUCUUUAUACCGGGCGGCUGGUGGCCAAGUUUUUGCUGUCAUUCACCAACGAGAGCGUCAUCUUUGCCAGUAAGAUCUGA